Lethenteron reissneri (Far Eastern brook lamprey) is the source of this 4063-nucleotide messenger RNA. RefSeq names its product leucine-rich repeat and fibronectin type-III domain-containing protein 4-like. Gene Ontology annotation, molecular function: protein binding. Gene Ontology annotation, cellular component: postsynaptic density membrane; cell surface; glutamatergic synapse. Gene Ontology annotation, biological process: regulation of postsynaptic density assembly; synaptic membrane adhesion; regulation of presynapse assembly. The record is from RefSeq and is a predicted model, not a curated record. Lineage: Eukaryota; Metazoa; Chordata; Hyperoartia; Petromyzontiformes; Petromyzontidae.
GCGAAGAGGAAAGGGGGUAGGAGGAGAGAUGCUGCUAGCGCAGGGUGCGCGUGUCGUGAGUGAGCGGUACCAUGCUGCUACUGCUGCUGCUACUGCGGCUGCUGUGGCCGUGAUUAGGGACGAAGAGGGGGGAGCGGGGAUGCCGGGCCUGACAGCGCUGUGACUGCACCUGUACUCCGACGGCUCCUCAAACCGUGCGCUUUCACACAGGGCGAGGAGGAGGCGGGAGCAUGGCGGCUUCCCCGGCGUGGCGCCCGUCCCAUCCUCCUCCGCUGCUCCGCCUGCUGGGGCUGCUCUCGUGUGCCUCCACGUGGUGCGCCACCACCACCGCCACCGCUCCCCAGGGCUGCCCGAGCCGCUGCGUCUGCCAGAGCCUCUUUCCGUCGCUGGGCACGCUGUGCACCCGCCGGGGCCUCCUCUUCGUGCCGCCCGACGUGGACCGGCGCACCGUGGAGCUCCACCUCGCCGACAACUUCGUGUCGGAGGUGGGCACCCAGGACUUCUCCAACAUGACCGACCUCGUCGACCUGACGCUGUCGCGCAACCAGAUCUCGGCGGUGGCGCCCUACUCGUUCGGCGACCUGGCGCAGCUCAGCUCGCUGCACCUCGACGGCAACCGCCUGACGGCGCUGCUCGCCGACCACCUGCGGGGCCUCUACAGCCUGCGGCGGCUGCGCGUCAACAACAACCAGCUGGCGACGGUGGCCGACGCCGCGUUCCAGGACUUCGUGGAGACCCUCGAAGACCUCGACCUCUCCUACAACAACCUGGAGGGCGUGCCCUGGGCGGCCCUCCAGAGCAUGGUGAACCUGCACACGCUCAGCCUCGAGCACAACCUCAUCUCGUCCGUGUCCGCCGGCGCCUUCGACCAGAUGCCCAAGCUGUCGCGCCUCGACCUCACGUCGAACAAGCUGCGCGGCGUGCCGCCCGACCCCGCGUUCACGCACCCCGACACGGCGCUCGUGCUGGCGCUCGGGGGCAACCCGCUGCACUGCAACUGCGAGCUCCUCUGGCUGCGUCGGCGGCUGCUCGACGGCGACCUCGAGACUUGCGCCUCGCCCCGCCGGCUCCUCGGCCGCUACGUGCUGUCGGUGCCCGAGGGCGACUUCGCCUGCUCGCCGCCCGUCAUCACGCGCCACACGCUCAAGCAGUCGGUGCUCGAGGGCGAGGCGACGUCGUUGCGCUGCGACGCCAGCGGGGACCCGAGGCCCGACGUGGAGUGGGUGUCGCCCAGCGGGCGCCGCGUCGCCCGCGGACCGCACGCCUCCGUGUCGCCCGUCGACGGCGCGCUGCGCAUCGCCGUGACGGCGGCCGGCGACGACGGCACCUUCACCUGCGUGGCUACGAACGCGGCGGGCCACGCCACGGCCUACGUGGACCUCAAGGUCAUCAACCUCCCGCACGCCGGCGAGGGGAAGGGCCGCGCGUCGGGAGGAGGGAAGCCCGCCGGUUCCUCCGACAUCGCCACGUCGCCCGGCGGAGAUGCGGUGCAGGCUGUGGCGGUGAGCGACGUCAUGUCGGCGUCCGUGCUCGUGACGUGGACGCACGGUGAUGAGCUGCGCGGACUCAAGAUGUUCCAGAUCCAGUACAACUGCAGCACGGACGACUCGCUCGUGUACCGGAUGAUCCCGGCCACGAGCAAGCGCUUCCGCGUGUCGCAGCUGGUGGGUGGCUCGGACUACGACCUGUGCGUGCUGGCGCUGUGCGCACGCGCCGGCGCGCCCUCGGCCUCCACGCGGGCCCUGGGCUGCGUGCACUUCUCCACGCCGGCGCCCGUCCGCUCCGGCGCCGACGACGCCGACUGCUCGGGGGCGCUGACGGGGGCGCACGCGGGCGGCACCGUCGUGCUCGUCAUCGCGGCGCUCAUCGUCGCCUCGCUGCUCGCGUUCAUCGGCGUCUACGUGGCGCGCAACCGCGGCGCGCUGGGCCGGGCGGCGCGCGCCGACGGCUGCGGGCGGUGGUGCCCGUCCGCGCUGGAAGCGCGGGACAGCUGCUGCUGCUGCCGCCAUGAGCCGAGCGGCCGCUCGCGCGACGCGGCCAAGAACAACGGCGGGGUGGCGCGGUUCCCCAACGGGGGUGGCGGCGCCGCGCCGGCAUCGCCGACCGCCUCCUACGAUCGCCGGCCGCUCCGGCACGACCGCCGGCACCGGCACGCGGACGAGGCGCCGGCGUACGAGUCUGCCGACUUCUUCGGCGGCACCCGCACGUGCUCCGCGUCGAGCGUGAGCAGCCGCGGCUCGCUGGGGUCGAGCGACGGGAGGUCGUCGGUGACGCCCGACAGCGUCUCGCUGAGCGGCGCGGGGCAGGCCGGGAACGGGACGACAGCGGCGGCUGCGGCGGCGUCGCGCUCAGGCUCGAUCGCGACGGCCGGCGCGACCUGUGAUUGUGGCGUCCGCUCCGAGAUCGACCGCCUGCUCGCCAACGCCUUCUUCUCCCCGGCGUCGCCGCCGCCCCUCGGCGGCGCGCGCCCGGUGUCGGCGAGCGACGACGGCGACCGCAGCACAGUCGACUCGCGCCAGUCGAGCCUCGUGCCGGGCUCGGAGCGGGCGCCGCUGCUGGGCGCAGCGUCCUACUCCGCUGGCGCGGCCGCUUCGUCGACGCCGUCGGCGCCGUCCCUCGCCGGGCAGCGUCUGGCGCGGCUGCUCGGCCUGCAGUCGGCGGCGCCGCCGGCCGGCGCCGUCGCGGUGCUGCCGGCGGCGGGGGAGUUCCCGCGCGGACGCGCCAAGCGGAGCCAGUCGUUCGAGGCGCGCGGCCGGAAGCGCAAGAGCGACCCCGGCGACCUGACAGGCGGGGGCACGCUGCCACGCAACGCCGACGGGGCGAAGAUGGCGGCGCGCCGAUCGCUGUGCCUGAGUUCGGAGUGGGUCAUGGAGAGCACCGUGUGAGCGCGCCGCGUGUUCUGACUUCGCGAGGCGGCCGUGGUUUUCCAGGAGCAGAGGCCUCUCUCGCUCACUCCAGGGGGAGAGUUCAGACAGAGUGUCAUCCGCCAACUCGGAGGUUCCCGGAUUGGCCUCAUGAGCCACCUGCGUAGGCACGAACCCCGACCAUCAUCGUGGUCAAUGGAUGAUCAUCGUACUCGACCUCGACGGAUCCCAGAUGAUGAUGAUGACGACGACGACAACAAAACCGGGUCGUAACGUUGACAGAAUAACGCCUCGAAAUGCCACAGGAACAGAGAACUACUUGUGAACGCAUUGCCUCGAGUGGUGUAGUAUUACUAUUAUUAUUGCGCGACUGACACUAAAAAACUAUUCUUGAUGUCCCUGGGAGACUUCCAGAUUUCUCGGGAGAGCAGCUGCCUCAGAGAGAGGACCGAUAAACUUGGACAAAUUUGUAACCCCGGUGAAGACGUCGACCUGAGACGAGAUGCAUCCUGGUAGGCGGUAACUUUUUUUCCUGCGUGUGUUCAGUUUGUUGUCCUUUUGCCCGCACCACUGAUUGCCGCAGUCGAUUGGCCACAUACGGCGGCACACGUACAUACCAAGAGCUGUUGUACCUUUCGAGCGUGGACUCGCACCAGAAGGCCGCAUCGGUGGGUGCAGGUUCCAUUUUGCUACCAACUACUUCGGCAGUGUUCGGUAGAUAGCUCUCAGUUUUUUUAUUAUUUAUUCAGCAAGGUAGUAGGUUGAAGUGCAUUGCAGAUGUUUGUAUUAGUCCCUGUUCAAUAGGAAUGAAUCAGACUUUAAGUAAACGAACAGACGAGUAUUACUUGAGGAAUAAAAUAUUCAAACUUGACAACGUUUUGUAAAUAAACAUUGAAGGUAGAAAACGGAGGUUUGUAUAAAUGACUGAAUGUGAUGUGGGGGAUAGAAAUAUACAGGCUGGCCCAAAAGUUUGGAUGCAUAGGGUGAUUAUAUUUAUUUUAACAAUGCACAUUGGGGUAUUUAAUUUAUCUUAAUAAAUGGUUAAACUGACUUCCAGGAACAUUGAUGCAUGCCUGCAUUCUCUAUUGAAAUUAAUUCGGGACCUUUUCCAAGAUUACACCUGCAAGAUUUGAACAUUAUAUGUUAUAUCGUCAAUUAUUUUUCGUCUCAAUUCAGUCAAAUGUUAUUUUUCAUUUUUA